AGGAUGCAUGUAGAGAUUGCCUUGAUAAAUAUGUUGAAGAUGUUUCGGCUGAUGCACGAAGACACAUUAGUGAUCAGUACGAGUACUUUAUUUCAAACACAAAAGAUAAUCCGAGUGUAUUCCAGCUAAUACGGCAAAAUCUCUUGAACUUAGCCACAACAAUGAAAACAUGGAAUCAAGACUAUCCUAUUAAAUUUAUUCAGUUGGAAAAAUGUCUACAAGAGAAAAAGAAGGAGUUACCAAUUAUUUCCUUGAAUGAAAUUAAGCACAUAUCUACUAAAAGAAUUAAUCCAUUAAACCAUGAAGAACUUAUGUUAUAUUUGAAUUUUCAUCAUGACCUCAGAGCUUUGGUUUAUUUUGAGGAUAUUCCAGAUUAUAUCAUUUUAGAUACUCAAUGGUUGUCUGAUGCUUUUAAAUGUAUAAUAACAGCAGAGAAAUUUCAAUCAAGUGCCAGACGGCAUCUUUUUACGGAUGAAUGGAAUGAUUUGAAUAUUAGAGGAAUAUUACAUAGUGUGGUUUUGGACCAAAUAUUAGAAACAAAUAAGAAAAUCUUUAAAUUUGAGGAAAAGCAAAUCUUGUUUCAACAUAAAGAUCAUAUAUUGAAAGUGAUGGAGAAAUUUGAUAUUAUAAUACGUCCAACUGUAUCAGACAGAGAUGACACUGAUACAAAACCUUGCUAUUACAUACCGUGUAUGGUUAAAGAGGUACCGGACUGUCCUAUAAACGAACAAUUUAAUGUGACAGAAAAAAACUGUACAAAAUCCACUUGGUUAUGUUUCAAAUUUAAAUUUCUACCAGGACAUUUAAUGAAUCAUUUGAUUGCUUCACUGAGCCGGAAGUACGAAAUUGCAGAAGUACCUGUUUGUGGACAAAAAAAACGGCCAAUAGCUCUUUUCAGAGGAACUGUCGUCUUUAAGUUACAGAAGACUUCAAAAUUACUUGUGAAGAGAUAUCCCAAUGUGAUUCAGAUUCAGGUUUGGGAUUUUGGGAAACAUUGUAACAUUGAUAGAUGUCUUUUCAAGGACAUUGAUGAUUUUGUUACAGGAGAAAUAAACACUAUAAUAAGAAAAAGAUUUAAAAUGACGACUGUAAAAUUUGACAAAAUGUUGGGAUGUAGCCUUGCAGAACCGGACUGUGUGACAGGAUUCUAUGAGCAGGAUGCAGAUUAUUUUUGUGACAUUUGUACAGAAACCCAUAUCAGUGAAUGGUCUGAUGAUGAACCGAUACAGAAUACGGGUAUUUAUGAGAAGAAACCAAAACAGACGGGACUAGUCUUGAUUGUUAAUUUUAUGUUCAGUGGGAGAGCUAAAGAGAGAAGAGGUUCUGACAAAGAUGUUAAUGAGCUCACACAUUUCUUCAGAAAGGAACUAGAUUAUCAGGUAGAAAAUCGAUCAGAUAUGACAAAGAGCAAAUUACAGGAUUGUUUCAAUGACAUUGAAAGUGAAUACCUAACAGAGAAGUCAACGGAUUAUCAUUCCUUUGUCUGCAUAGUUAUGAGUCAUGGAAAUAAGAAAGGAAUAAAAACAGAAGAUGAACAUAUAUCUGUAAUGGAAAUAACAAAACCUUUUAAAAACAAACCUGGAGGAAAAUUUAAUGGUAAACCAAGGUUGUUUCUUAUUCAAGCAUGUCGUGGGAAACAAAUACAAGAGAAAGUGGAUGUAUCAAAUACACUUGAUCAAACCAGCGAGCAUGAUGAAUGUCCUGAAUACAGUCAAAGUAGAAGUGGAACAUCCAGCUCAUCAGAUGAUGAUUGUUAUACUGAUGGAUCAACAGAUAUUCCUAAAGUGCCAAAAGAUGCAGAUAUUAUAGUAGCAUUUGCAACAACACCAGGCUAUAAAGCAAGUCGCCAUCCAAAAUUGGGAUCACGUUUCAUAAGAGCAUUCUUGGAUGUUGCUAGGAGAAAAUACAAAGAUUUUGAUGUAGAGGAUAUAUUGCGAGAUGUAAGACAGAAAUUAGCAGAAAAUCUUGAAUAUGAAGGAAAAUCGGGAAAAUGUCAGAUGGGAAUAGUAGAAUCCACAUCCAGAAAGAAAUUUUUCUUUUAAUGUAAAUCAAAAUGUUGAAGGUAGAAUGUUGAUGUCAAACUAUAUAUAACAUGUACUACUCCAAUAAAUGCAUAAGUGUGG
Molecule: messenger RNA, 2123 nt
Organism: Mytilus trossulus (common blue mussel)
Lineage: Eukaryota; Metazoa; Mollusca; Bivalvia; Mytilida; Mytilidae
Exons: 6
Coding region: 162-2042 (626 amino acids)
Biological process (GO): proteolysis
Molecular function (GO): cysteine-type endopeptidase activity
Source: RefSeq, a predicted model, not a curated record